CGGCGCGCAGCCGGGAUGGCGACGGUGAGCCUGGAGCCCGCGGGCGGCUGCGCCUGGGACGAGCCGGUGCGCAUCUCCGUGCGCGGCCUGGCCCCGGGACAGCCCGUCACGCUGCGCGCGUCCCUGCGCGACGAGAGGGGCGCGCUCUUCCGGGCCCACGCGCGCUACCGGGCGGACGACCGCGGCCUCCUGGACCUGGCGCGCGCGCCCGCGCUGGGCGGCAGCUUCGUGGGGCUCGAGCCCAUGGGGCUGCUCUGGGCCCUGGAGCCCGAGACGCCUUUCUGGCGGUUCGUGAAGCGGGACGUGCAGACGCCCUUCGCCGUGGAGCUGGAGGUGCUGGACGGCCACGAGCCCGACGCCGGGCGGCUCCUGGGCCGGGCGCUGCACGCGCGCCACUUCCUGCGGCCCGGGGUGCGGCGGGUGCCGGUGCGCGCGGGCCGGGUGCGCGGCGCGCUCUUCCUGCCCCCGGGACCUGGACCUUUCCCGGGAAUCAUUGAUAUCUUUGGAAUCGGAGGGGGCCUGGUGGAGUAUCGGGCCAGCCUUUUGGCUGGUCAUGGCUUUGCCACCUUUGCUCUAGCUUAUUAUAACUUUGAAGAUCUCCCCAAGGAAAUUGACAGCGUAGACCUGGACUACUUUGAAGAAGCCCUAUGCUACAUGCUUCAACACUCUGAGGUAAAGGGCCCAGGCAUUGGGCUCCUGGGCAUUUCUUUAGGGGCUGAUAUUUGUCUUUCCAUGGCCUCAUUUUUGAAGAACAUCUCAGCCACAGUUUCCAUCAAUGGAUCAGGGUUCAGUGGAAACAAAGGCAUACGCUACAAGCAGACUUUCAUCCCACCAUUGGGCCAUGAUUUGAGGAGGAUCAAGGUAGCUUUUUCAGGCAUCCUGGACAUUGUGGAUAUACGGAAUGAUGUCGUAGGAGGGCAUGAGAACCCCAGCAUGAUUCCAAUGGAGAAGGCCCAGGGGCCCAUCCUCUUCAUUGUUGGUCAGGAUGACCAUAACUGGAGAAGUGAGUUAUAUGCCCAAAUAGCCUCUGAGCGGUUACAGGCCCAUGGAAAGGAAAAACCUCAGAUCAUCUCUUAUCCUGGGACUGGGCAUUAUAUCGAGCCUCCUUACUUUCCUUUUUGCCCAGCUUCCAUUCAGAAAUUACUGAACAAACCUGUAAUCUGGGGUGGGGAGCCAAGGGCUCAUUCUAAGGCCCAGGAAGAUGCUUGGAAACAAAUUCUGACCUUUUUCUGCAAACAUCUUGGAGGUACCCAGAAUAUAGCUCCCCCCAAAUUGUAAUAUAGUGGUCUAUUGUUGACAUGGGAAUUCAAGGUCUGGGACACCUGGGUGGUGCAGUGGUUGAGUGCCUGCCAACUCAGGUUGUGAUCCUGGGGUCUUGGGUUUGAGUGCCGCACUGGGCUCCCUGCAAGGAGCCUGCUUCUCCCUCUGCCUGUGUCUCUGCCUCUCUGUGUGUGUGUGUCUCAUGAGUAAAUAAAUAAAAUCUUUAAAAAAGAGAGAGAGAGAAAUUCAAGAUCACAUUCUGGUGUUUUAGUAAUCGUAUGUGAAUCAGUUGCCCCCCGGUAACAUUAAAUUCAUGUCAUGAGUGUUAAUGAUAUAUUUUAGACAACAUUUUUAAGGGACGCUGGGGUGGCUCACUGGUUAAGCAUCUGCCUUCAGCUCAGGUCAUGAUCCUGGAGUCCUGGGAUCAAUCCCACAUCAGGCUCCCUGCAUG
Molecule: messenger RNA, 1711 nt
Organism: Canis lupus familiaris (dog)
Lineage: Eukaryota; Metazoa; Chordata; Mammalia; Carnivora; Canidae
Gene: ACOT4
Product: acyl-CoA thioesterase 4
Exons: 3
Coding region: 16-1278 (420 amino acids)
Biological process (GO): acyl-CoA metabolic process; fatty acid metabolic process
Cellular component (GO): peroxisome
Molecular function (GO): fatty acyl-CoA hydrolase activity
Source: RefSeq, a predicted model, not a curated record